CGACGUCGUGACCGGUGAGCCCGCUCCGUCGUUCUGAACCCGGGUAAUUAGCUUCUGAAGCGGAGAGAGCUCCGGGACACACACCGAGUACGGCGCCCUUCCGCCGGGCUGAGCCUCUGUGUCCGGCCCGGUGGUCUGUCUCACCACCGGGGUGGAAUGUUUUCUAGACCUCCGGGCUUCUCUGCACCAGAAGUGAACCUCCCCACGCCCCUGUCGGUGAGCUCGUGCGGAGAGACAUGGCGGACUCCGGUCGGGCCAGACCGGCGGACCCUGACGCCGCGGACAGCCGGACCGCGAGUCCUUUGACCGUGAGGAAGAGGACGCAGCAGUCUCCCGGGCUCCGGCCCAAGUACCACAGCUCUGCUCUGGGCCACUGCUUCAGGAAAGUCACCCUGACCAAACCCACCUUCUGCCACAGCUGCAGCGACUUCAUCUGGGGUCUGAUCGGCUUCCUGUGUGAAGUGUGUAACCUGAUGUGUCAUGAGAAAUGCCUGAAGACGCUGCGAUCCGUUUGUUCCUGCAUGACUCCGUCUGUCGUCCAGGUGCCUGUGGCUCACUGCUUCGGUCCAGCUGCUCAGAAGAAGCGUUUCUGCUGCGUCUGCAGGAAACAAACGGAGGGAAACACGGCGCUGCGCUGUGAAGUGUGUGAGCUACAUGUCCAUGCUGACUGUGCUGCCUUCAGCUGUGCCGACUGUCGCAGAUGUCACCUGGACGGGACUCUGGAACAGGAUACGUUUCCCCACCACUGGAGGGAGGGGAACCUGUCGUCAGCAGCCAGGUGUGAGGUGUGUCGGCGUUCCUGCGGCUCGUCCGACGUCCUGGCGGGGAUGAGGUGCGAGUGGUGCGGCAUCAUGAGCCAUGCAGCGUGUUACCUCAGCGUGCCACCAGAGUGCACUCUGGGACGUCUGCACCGCAUGCUGCUGCAUCCGGCCUGCGUCCGCCUCGACUCCAGAAACUUCAGCAAGAUGCACUGUUACCGCAUCACAGAGAGCCACGAGCUGGAUAACUCAGAUGACGCCGAUGCUGCUGUGUCUAAAGACGGUCAGCUGACGGCUUCAGAGUCAGGUAAGCAGUCUCUCAAGGUGUUUGACGGUGAUGAUGCAGUCAAGCGGAGCUACUUCCGACCGGUCUCCAUACUUCGAGCCACGAGGAAUGAAGACGUGGUGGAGGCGGCACUCAGGGCCUUCUACCUUCCCGAUGACCCUCAGGACUAUGAGCUGCAGGAGGUUGGAGGCCUGCAGCGUUUCCACAGCGACGACAUCCUUAACCGCAACGGCGGUCCGGACAACAGAAGCUCUCUGAGGGACGGAGGCGACUCCUGGCUGCUGAGGGCCAAACCCAGAGAAUCUGAGGUCAUCAAGGUGCACGCUGGCUGGCCCAGGUUGGCUGCAGCUUUCAUCUGUGUCUCCAUCUCAAAGAGCAGCACAGCAUCUUCAGUUCUCACUGAGGUCCUCGGAGAACUGGACAGACAGGAGGACGUGUCCAGCUUCAGUCUGAUGGAGAUCUGGAUGAGCAGCAAGCAAGUGCAGAGACAGAUACUGACGCCUCAGGAGAAGGUUCUGGACAAACUGCAGGAGAUCAGGAAGCUGUCUUUGCGUCAGAUGAAUCAGACGCGUUUCUACAUUGUGGAGAACAGGAAGUGGGCGGUGCAGGUGAGCCUGCUGAUUGGAGGGCUGCCCCUCCUGCUGACCAGAGAGGAGUACGCCCAUCUGAUCCAGGAACACCUGACCAUCAAGAGUCAUCUGGUCAACAUCAGCCACCACUACCCCAGUCAAGGUGCGGUGGGGUUGCAGAUCUCAUGUUUCUCUGAAGCAGAGAGGAUCUACAUGUUGGCUAAAGACACAUCUGUCAACAGCAAGAUGCUUACAUCCCUCGUCAUCCCAGAGAUCAUGCUCAACAGUCUGGGAGAAGACGUCUGUCCCCUGCUGGUCUUCGUCAACCCAAAGAGUGGAGGACUGAAGGGACGCGAGCUCCUCUACAGCUUCAGGAAGCUGCUGAACCCUCACCAGGUCUUUGACAUCUCCAACGGAGGUCCGCUGGCUGGCCUCCACACCUUCAGGCAGGUCCCCAGGUUCCAGGUUCUGGUCUGUGGGGGUGACGGGACGGUGGGCUGGGUGCUGGGAGUACUGGAGGCUGUCCGACACAAACUGGUCUGUCGUGAGCCGCCCAUCGGCAUCGUCCCUCUGGGAACAGGUAACGACCUGGCUCGGAUCCUGCGCUGGGGGCCGGGUUACAGCGGCGAGGACCCCCACCACAUCCUGGUGUCUGUGGACGAAGCGGAUGAGGUCCUGAUGGACCGAUGGACCAUCCUGCUGGAUGCCCAGGACAUGUCUGAGGACGGCAAGGACAACGGCUUCCUGGAGCCGCCAAAGAUCGUUCAGAUGAACAACUACUUCGGUCUGGGCAUCGACGCUGAGCUCAGCCUGGACUUCCACCUGGCCCGAGAGGACGAGCCGGACAAAUUCACCAGCAGGUUCCAUAACAAAGGAGUGUACGUGAAGGUCGGACUGCAGAAGAUCAGUUACACCAGGAGUCUCCACAAAGAGCUGCAGCUACAGGUGGACACACACAACGUCCCCCUGCCCAACAUAGAGGGGCUGAUCUUCCUUAAUAUACCCAGCUGGGGUUCAGGUGCUGAUCUCUGGGGGUCAGAGGUCGAUGGUCGCUAUGGGAAGCCGAGCAUUGAUGAUGGUUUGCUGGAGGUGGUCGGGGUCACUGGGGUCGUCCACAUGGGCCAGGUGCAGAGUGGCCUCCGAUCUGGGAUUCGUAUUGCUCAAGGGAACUACAUCAGGCUGACAGUAAGUAAACCCAUACCUGUCCAGGUGGACGGAGAACCGUGGAUCCAACCGCCGGGACACAUCAUCAUCUCUGCUGCCGGACCAAAGGUCCGGAUGUUGAGGAAGUCCAAGCAGAAGCAGAAGAAGUCUUCAGCCGGCCCAAAGGAUGGACGUUCAGAGAGUCCCUCCUCUAGAGACGGAGGACACUGACCGACCCGCCUGAACAUCACUGUUGUCCCACUGUUUACCUGCUUCCUGCUGCACCUGAGAAGCCGCUGUGGUGUGAUGUCGCUCACGUGGCUUUGCAGGGACGACGAUGCCGAUCGGCCUGAAGGCUGAGGUUUAACUUUCACAGCCUGAUUGUGGUGGGAGGAAAGACCGGGAUCGCCUCAAGUUUGUCCCAGUCGGGAUCACAUUUCCGUCCUGCUGACUUAGCACUUACACAAUUCACAACAACCAUGGUUAAUACUUAGCACCUGAAAUUGACUAUUUUACUUAAAACCCAAGAUAGUAAGUAUCUAAUACACUCAUAAUAGAGUUUCUAUAAAGACUGGGAAAGAGAUGAUAUUGGAUUUUGACAAUUUCCCAGAAUGGAUAAGCUUCAGUUGAACAAAAAGAAAAUGGAGAGGAGUAUUUAACAGAAAAGGUUUCUGUCCAGAUGUGACUGUAUAUGUUCAGUAAGUAUCAGUAUCAGUUGAUAUAUUGUAAAAACUUUAGUUGUGAAAAAUAAUGUGCAGCUAUAGAGUGAUCAUGACCUCCUCGUUAGUCGUUUUCUCUUCGCAAAAUAUGGAGAAACCGAAUACUGAAGCACUCCUGGAGAGACUGACGGGCAGUUUUCUAAGAAGCUGCAAACACAUUAUGUUUUCUUCUUUUUCUCCUUCUUCUUCUGCUGGUGUGAAAUCCUUUAGUAACAUUGGUUUUCCAAAUGUCAGAGAACAGCGUUGAUGUUGUGGUGAAGCUCUCCAAAGCUAAUGAACAUGCAAAAUCAAACAAGAAAUCCCUGAUUCUCUGAAACCACAGGGACCACUGAGCUGCAUCAGUGUGUAGCACAAGUCAAGGGACUGAUUAAAACUGCAGAUAAACUGUAAAGCCUGAAGCACAGUUUGUAUUUUAGUGAAGGGGAAGCUUUUCUUUGUUAAUGCUUAGAGUUUGAAGAAGCUUUUACUUUGGCAACUACAUCAACUGUGAUGAGGAUAUGCAUACAUACAUAUAUAUAUAUAUAUAUAUAUGUAUAAAAGUGUAUAUAAGUCCUGCUGUCAAUGCUGUGUCACCAAAUUAGUUUGGCUUCAAAUUAUCACCUUGUAUUAAAAUUAUUAACUUUUGCAAAGCAGAUUACUUUGCACAAGAUAUAGAUCUUACAUGUACACAUAUUUAUACAUUAUAUAUAUAUUAUAUACACAGACAGUGUUGUUGUGAAGGAAGAUGUCUUGUAGUUAAAACAUUUUUGUUCCUAUUGACUACAAUAGAAACUGUGCUGUUGCUUUACCCUGUAUUUUCAGUAUGCUAGCGUACACAGCUGAUUUUCUUCCUUGUUUCUUCCAAUAGCAGUUAGCCUUCUGUUGUGUUGUUGGAGCUUAAGUGCAUUUUAUGGAACAAGAGUAUGAAGACGUGUCUGCGUCCAGUUUACUGAGCAGCAAACCCAGAAUUAGAAUCUGGUACCUCUCUGCUGGUGAUGUUAAGUACCAUUUAACAACAGAGAAGGACACAAACACUUCUCAAUAAGCUGAUGUGAUGUUCACACUGGAAAAUGUUAAAAUGAGAUUUCUUAAAGUGCCAUCAGCAGUGCCCAAAACUAGCUAGAAAACAAUCUAUAUUUAACUAGUGAUGUUAUUAGCCUUGCAGCACUUAGCUCGUAGGCUUAAUCGAAAUUCAAAUUGUGAAGUAAAAGGAAGCAAAGACGAGAGUGAAAUGUUGGAACAAAAUGUGUCGCUGUGAUAGAGUCAAUGUGAUAACAGUAAGCACCAGAGACUAUCUCAAAACUAGCUACAUUACCAGCUCGGCGAGCUAGUUGCUAAGCUAGCUUACAAUUAAAAAUGAAACUUAAACUCAAUUAAUUUUAGGAGGAAAAAUAAAUGAAGGGUAACUAUUUACUAAAAUGUUAAACUACCAUUACUAGCUUGGUCAGCUAGUAGCUGGUUUGCUAAAAGUAGAGCCAAAACAAAACUGAACAAAACUCUGUUAAUGUUUGAGGAACAAAUACAUUUGAGGUUAUGAAUUUGGUCAAAUGUGAUAACAAAUGUGACACUUUACUAUUACAGGACUUUAGCUAGAAGACUAGCUAAGCUAAACUAAACUAGCAACAUUGCCAGCAUGGAAAACUUGUUAGCUAGCAGACUAGCUAGGGUGCUAAAUAAAUAAUAAAUAAAAGUAAACAAGGGACAUACUGCUCUCACUGCAAUGAGUUCACCAAUUCAAAUUAAUUUGAUAAACUAAAGACAUUGAUAAAUCAAUAAAGGUAAAGAAUAUUGAAUUCGGCCACUUGUUUGAGGGAAUAAUUUGUAAUUUGAAUAUUACUGAACUGAACUUGAGACAAACGACUUGCAUUCAUUUAUUUUGUUGUCAAAGGUUUAUCAGAAUAUCACAAAUCCAUUAUUGUGACCAGGCCCAACUUUCCACCAUAUUUCUGAUUGUUGAUGAGUGAUUUCCCACCUUUUUAUACCCUGAACAACGUGCUUCAGCUGCCAGUUCAUCAGUUUCUACUCAGACAGAAACCUGAGGAGGAUUUUACACCAGAGGUGCUUCGUCCACAUUCCCAGAGACGCAGUGUAAAGACACAGCUGUUAAAGACAGUCGUGUCUCAUGCUGAAGGUCCCAGCUCUUGAUGUAGCCACAACAGUAUUUAAUCACUGUGCUUUGGUUGUAACAUUUAGAUUUUUUAAAUUCUGCAUUAACUGAUUUAUUUUGAUGUUUUUUGGUGCUAGAAGAAACAGUCUGUUACAGCUCUGAGCUUGACUCGAGAUCUGAGGAUCCUGUUUUCAUUCAAAUCUUCAAACCAAAGUUCAGAGGCAUCUUACGGAGGAGAAAAGCAGGAAGUGAAUUUCUGAAUGAUCCUUAGGUGGUUUCAUGUACUGGAUGUAAUGAACUAUGAUCAGAGUGAAGGUUUGUGGCUUUGAGUAAACAGAGGUCUGAGAUCGACAGCUGAUCCAUCAGUGGCUGUUAGUUUGAUUCUGCUGAGCUUCGUCUGCAGAGGAGCUGAAGCGUCUUGUACAGUUGACUCUGUGCGUGCUGACAAUAGGACGUAGCUGUGAGUGCACAAGUAUCAGAUACUGUCAGUGUUUUAUUACAUGCAUGAAGUACUGUAGAGCUGAGUGUUGUUUUACAGCUGUUUUAUCUUCACUCACAAAGGCGAGUCAGUGCUUCAGCUGUUACACAACCACAACUGCUGGUGAGACUCGUUUUAAACACCUAACCAUAUUUAACUUCACAUUCCUGCUGGUCAUUUUCCAAAUCCUCCAAAACCUUUGGGAGAAUCUCCAGUUCCAUGUUAUAUAAAAUCAGUAUGUGGACUUUAAAUAAGUGGGUUAUUUUUCAAUUGGUUAAUCCAUCCCUCCGUUUAUUCAUCCAUUUUCUCGAGGUCGUUUUUAAUGAAGCAUUAAAAACACUCUGUUGUUAAAUAAUUCUAGGUCACAUCUUCCUCGCGGUUCUCAUUGAUCUUUGAUCCUUCGACCGUUUGACCAUGAAAAGAUGUUGAACUGAACUCGUGGCGUCAACCUGCAGGAAAUGUCUGUUGUCAAAAAGGCAAAAUGACGUUGACUGUGAUGGAUUCAGUUUCUCUUCUCUUCUCUGCAAGUUGAUUUUCAUAUAAAAUCAGUCAGCUCUGAAGAGCGGAGCUGCGAUUCACAGGAAUAAAAAAGGAGUAAAAAAGUUAAUGAAAAAGGCACAAAAGAUCCUGAAGCUCAUGUUCCACCACUGACGAGUUUCACCUGUUCAGACUCAACAUUCAGGCUGAAGAGACGAAUCCGAACUGAUGUUGACAAAGCUCAACAAGAGAAUCAACAGGCUUUUAUUCUGAAACAUUAGUUCUUCAAAGGUAGAAAGCAACACUAAAGCUCAAAUAUACAUAUAAUAAAAAGAAGGAAUCCAAAACA
Molecule: messenger RNA, 6865 nt
Organism: Seriola dumerili (greater amberjack)
Lineage: Eukaryota; Metazoa; Chordata; Actinopteri; Carangiformes; Carangidae
Gene: dgkq
Product: diacylglycerol kinase theta
Exons: 23
Coding region: 237-2987 (916 amino acids)
Biological process (GO): intracellular signal transduction; diacylglycerol metabolic process; lipid phosphorylation
Molecular function (GO): ATP-dependent diacylglycerol kinase activity
Source: RefSeq, a predicted model, not a curated record